AAAACAUUCAAAACCACCACCAACAUCUUCUUAUCCCUCUCAAAAAAAAAAAAACUCUCCCUUUCUUUCUCUCUCUCCUACAAAAAAUGGGGAUGGACUACUACGCAAUACUAAAAGUAUCAUCAACAGUAAACGAAGAAGAGCUAAGAAGAGCAUACAAGAAGCUCGCCAUGAGGUGGCACCCUGACAAACACCCAAGUGGCACCAAGGGAUUCGCCGAGGAUAAAUUCAAACAGAUCUGCGAAGCUUACGAUGUUCUCAGCGACACUCAGAAACGUCAGAUCUACGAUCUGUACGGUGAAGACGGUUUAAAAUACAACGUCUCAUCUCCUUCUGCCACCGCAAACGCCGCCGCAAAUGGCGGCUCCGCCACUAAAGGUGGCAGUUUUAAGUACAGUAAAUCUAGAGUACAUGAUGAUAUCUUUGAUGGUUUCUUUGAUGAUGUUGGAAGUGAUAAGAGUCGAUCUCCUAUGAAAUCGGAUAAUUUUAAUUAUAGAAAUGUUGAUAAGAUUAAUGAUCUUAAUAAUAAGAGUAGUGAGUUUAGUAAGAGUAAGAGUGUGAAUGAGAAGAAUAAUCGUAAGUCGGAGAAAAAAGCAGCACCUAUGGAGAAUAAGUUGGCGUGUAGUUUGGAGGAGUUGUUUAAAGGUUCUAAGCGCAAGUUGAAGAUUGAGCGGAUUGUGUCCGAUGAUUCUGGCAUGCCUAUGACUGUUGAAGAGGUACUAGCAAUUGAAAUUAGGCCUGGGUGGAAAAAAGGAACAAAAAUCACAUUCCCUGAGAAAGGAAACCAAGAACCUGGUCGAUUACCUGGUGAUCUUAUAUUCGUUAUCGACGAGAAACCUCACCCGAAUUUCCAAAGAGAUGGCAAUGAUCUUUUGCUUAACCAGAAAGUUACACUUUUGGAGGCUCUUACUGGAAAGACACUGAGUUUGACGACUUUGGAUGGACGGAAUCUUAACAUUGAAGUUUCAGACAUUAUGAAACCAGGACAUGAAGUUGUGAUCUCAGGUGAAGGAAUGCCAAUAUCAAAGGAGCCUAAAAAGAAAGGAAACUUAAGAAUCAAAUUCGACGUCAAGUUUCCGUCAAGGCUAUCUGCUGAUCAGAAAGCUGAUCUAAAGAUGGUAUUAGGCAGAAGCCAAUGAUAGAGUGUCUAUAGUUGCGAUAAAUUGGGUUAUUUCUGCACAAGUAUAUUAACACUUACUGUGGAAUGUAUAUAGGUCAAGUAUUUUGUUGGAAACUUUGAUUUUUUUUGGGGGGUUUCUUUUAUAUAAUUGUGCAUACUAGGCAGUUUGCAGGUUUACAGUUGCAAAUAGCAAGGAAUAUUUGCAACAAGUUAGCGUAGUGAGCUGGAGGAAGAGGCAAGUUUGGGUUUUUUUUCAUCCCUUUUAUGCGAAGUUUGUAUAUUUUAAGUACACUAGUUCUGUAUUUUUGCUUUCUUAUGCUUUUUUGUUUGGGUAAAGCUUAAGAUGUAAUGCUAAGAUUGAGCUACAUUUCUCUCAUAUAUGGCUCAUUUGGCGUAAUUCUAUUGUCUUUUCUCCUC
Beta vulgaris subsp. vulgaris (sugar beet) is the source of this 1537-nucleotide messenger RNA. RefSeq lists its product as uncharacterized. The record is from RefSeq and is a predicted model, not a curated record. Gene Ontology annotation, molecular function: protein-folding chaperone binding. Gene Ontology annotation, cellular component: cytosol. The transcript has 2 exons. The coding region runs from base 87 to 1139 and encodes 350 amino acids. NCBI's taxonomy places the organism in Eukaryota, Viridiplantae, Streptophyta, Magnoliopsida, Caryophyllales, Amaranthaceae.